CUAUGCGGUUUGAUUAUGUGUACCGUGGCAUAAAUUUAUCACCAAUACCCCAAAGACAAGCCUACCUUUGAUCCUCAUUAUUUAAGUGUGUAAGGAAUUUGCGAUCAAAAUGGAUGUUCCACCUGGGUUAAGGCAUCGUAAGUCUCAACAAAGGCAAGGGCACCAGAGGAAGCCUAAGGCCAAGCAACAUGAGGGAAGACAACCCCAGCUGUUUGAUGACACCAGCACUGGCAUGCCCCCACCACAGGAGGCAGCAGCACCACCAGCAGGAGGGGGAAUGCAACAGAACCCCUACGGAGGCCAACCUGGGCCUAUGCAACCUGGGUACCCUGGACAGAACCUGAUGAAUGACCCCAUGGCCAACAUGGCCAUGCAGUAUGGUGCCUCAUUGGCAGACCAAGGAAAAGAUGUAGUAGAGAAACAGAUUGACAGGUUUAUGUCUGUGAGCAAGCUCAAGUACUAUUUUGCAGUGGACACAACUUAUGUUGCAAAGAAGCUCCUUAUCUUACUCUUUCCAUUUUCACAUACAGACUGGACCAUUCGUUAUAACCAAGAUGAGCCGGUAGCCCCACGCUAUGAAAUCAAUGCUCCUGAUCUGUAUAUUCCUGCAAUGGCAUUUGUCACUUAUCUCCUGCUGGCUGGGGUAGCACUGGGACAACAGCAAAGAUUCAGUCCUGAGAUGCUUGGGAGGCAAGGUAGUUCUGCCCUGGUCUGGUUCAUCAUUGAGGUCAUAGCAGUCAUCGUCACCAUGUACAUCACCAACAUCCUCAACGCACUCAGAAAACUGGAUUUAGUGGCAUUUUGUGGAUAUAAAUAUGUUAGCAUGAUUGUAUGCCUCCUUGCCAGUGUCACGUUGGGUUCAUUCUUCUAUUACAUCGCAUUCUUCUACACAAGUGUCUCAAUAAUCUUCUUUUUGGUUCGGAACUUAAAGCUAGUCAUCUUACCGGAAUCGCAAGACGACGGCAUGGGCCACGGCAGCAAGAGAAGAAUGUACAUCCUUCUCUUCAUCGCCGUCAUGCAACCCAUAUUCAUGUACUGGUUGACCUUUCACCUCACAGGCCAGAUAGCAGUCAAGGGUGGCAAGUAGAGAAACACAAUGCAGGGUGCGAUGAAUGGGCAAGUUGAAGCUAAUUGGAUUAUCUGCCACAAAUAAGAUCUUAGUAUAUAUGGGACCCGUUUCACAAAGCCUUUUUUCAAUGACAAAUGACCAAAAUCAGUGACAAAUCUGCUGAUAACCAAUAAGAAUCAAGGAUUUCACUAGCUUAUAACACAAACUGCCAUUUAUCACUGAUGACAAGUUUUGUAAAAUGCGGCCCAGAUCAUUGUAUUAAUUUAAUAGCCCUACUGUAGGUCUGUCCGGAUGUGAAGUGUGAAGUGAUUUAUGUUCUGAACUCCAAACAUUUGGUACCCAGACCCAGUAGUGUAAGGGAUACUAAAUGACCAAAUACUGGGACUUGCCCUGAAUCCAUUCAAAACGGGCCCCUGUAUAAUUGACCUACAGUUGUGUUGGCUACCUGUAUAUCAUACUGUACAUGUAGCGGCUUGUAAAAAUGCGCCCGGAACAUGAAAGGCAUGAAUGACCGUUUUUUAGUUAUUAGUAUUAGUUAGCCUCAUCAAGAUCAUUAGUAGGGGUUUUAGAGCCAUUUUUGAUGGUUCUGUCUGUAUAUCGUCGCCCGGCUAGCAGAAGGGCGUUAGUACGCGAGCACCUCGAAAACUACUUUUCGAAUUAUUCACAUUUAAAGAUUUGUUUUAUAUUUUAACUACUUUUUGUCCCGUAAAUUGUUUAAAGGGGCAUGUUCCCCGUAUUCCAGAGGGCGUUCAAAAUACGUACGCGCUGGCGGACGGUGCUAUAGCUGCCCAUUGACACCAACAGAUUAAGGCUCUUACGCAGAUGGCAUGUUCCGAUAACUACACUAGCGGGAGCGUGCCCCUUUAAAACUUAAGACUAAUGGAAUUUUAAAGUAGAACACGACCACAAUUUUUUUUCGGAAAUAAGUCAGUUUUAUAAAAGUUUGAGGCAAUCUAGUGCUAACGCCCUUCUGCUUAGCGCUUCAUUUUUUACCUGAAAUUCGAGCUAACGCCCUUCUGCCAGCCAGGCGACGAUAUGGUUCAUGACUUUCAACUAAUAUGCCCUUUUGUGUUCUGGGGUGUAUUUAACUUUCACUAAGUUUGUAUACCUUACCAUGUAGUUAUUGCCCAAGGUAAUUGAGUGAGCAUCUACAGGUGAAGCUACAAAAAAUCUACGGAAAUGUUGUAGCGCAAAAUUGGAAUCGUCUUCUUGCUAUACCCCUGUACAUGUAUGUCAUGUUUCUUUUACUCUUUUAAGUGUUUAGUUCAAUAUUGUGCUGAAUUAAAUAUGGAUUUAUUGAUCCAUCAUUAUAGUCAAUAUAUAUCAUUUAUGAGACUUCUUUUUCCGGUCAUUUAUUUUUGUGAUUAAAGGGGAAAAAUUUUAAGGCGGUAAAAGAUGAUUAUAUUCCUAAAAAUUUCAUAAUCAAGACUUGGUGGUACUUUGCUUUUGGAAUUGGCUCAAUUAAGAGCACAGGCUGACCAAUAGAAAUGUCUGCAAGAAAAUAUUUGCUUCGGGUUGGAACAUGAGAGGGGAAUGCAUUUGGUAUUUAUUCAAAGUUCAAUAUACACUGUAUUACAUAAUUAUGCUGAUGAUGUUACUAUGUGCCUGGAGCAAUGUUGUAUGGUACGUACAUCAAGCGAUACAUGUAAUUUAUUUUGUGCAUACUUAUAAUUACAAAUUUGAAUGAAAUACUACCAUUUUUUGUCAAAUGCUACAGAUUUCCGUCUGGCAGAAUUAAGUAGAAAUAAGUAACUGGAGUACAGGUUGUAAACACAUGUUUUUAGUUUGUGUGCCUAUAGUUUAAUGCUUGAAAUUAUUAUUAUUUUGAUUUAUGAUUCGUCUCAGUAAAUAUGCUGGUUUUCUGAUGAGGACAUACACUCAUUCAAAUUAGCCUUUAUUCUGAUAAUAAUCUAUUUUCUUCAACAUGUGAAUUCUCUGCAUCUAGAGUAACAUAAAUGGAUUGUCAAGCCUGUCUUUUAUAACAGAUAUUUAUUUCACAUUCUUUCAAAUUCUGGAUGGAAUCCUAACACUUAAAUAAAGCAUUCCCCAUUACAUUUAUGUUCCAUAUUAAUAAAGAACUAUGUACUGUACCUUCUUAUGUUCCAUGCAUAAAAUGCAAAACAUUUAUUCUAGGCUGUGGUUUUAUGUGAAAUUAUAUUUAGUUCUUAUUACUCCCUUCCAAAGAUAACUUACACAUAUACAUGUACAUGUACCUGCAAAAUGCAUUCACACCAGAAAUAUGAAACAUACAUGCUAUAGAAUUGCAUUACUUGUAUACAUUUGUGUUGUGUAACAGAACACUCCGGUAGCAGGCUUUCUAGCCUAAGGGACCUUGCAUUUUGCAGCAUCAUUGUUUGACAUACAUUUUGGUGGUAUAUAGCGAAUAGCGAAUAGUGAAUAGCGAAUGUCAAAAGGGCAUUAGUUUCAAAGUCUUUCUGGUUGUGGAUGUCAGACUUUUCUGUUCAAAUGUGUCAUUUCUGGUAAUGUACUGAAUUGGUGUGUAUAUUUUAAAGGCAGGGUACUUUAUCGACAUCGCUACCACUCCCACCAGUGUUGUAAUGUACUUUCAAUUGCGCCAUCUUUUGGUGAAGGCGUACAAAGAGUGAUUUCCGGUUUGUGUACUCAAGCCUCAUCACACACACUAAACAAUUGGUGUUGCAUUGUGGGACAUGUCUGUCAACACAUUGAGAAAUUGUGAGCAGCUGAUGGCAGCAGAUGUAAAUCUGAAGUAGUGUCAUUAGAAUUCCCUGCCUUGUAAACGUAUUUAGAGUUAUAAUCCAGGGACCCGUUUCACAAAGCCUUUUUUCAAUGACAAAUGACAAAUAUCAGUGAUAAAUCUGCUGAUAACCAAUCAGAAGCAACGAUUUCAGCAGCUUAUAUUAACAACAACUGUCAUUUUGUCACUAAUAACAAGUUUGUGAAACGGCCCCUAGGUCAUAGCCAAAGAGAAAAUUGCAGUCAACCUGCCCAUACAGAAUAUAAGUCGUUCAUCUACAUCUAAGAAGACAAUUAUUUAUUGGCUUAUCACAUCACUACAGUCAGUAAAACAUGUUGGUUUUGCAAUUUUAUUUUGAUGCAUAUAUAAAAUUACAAAAGUUUUCUUGGGCACCUAUUAUACACUCUGCAGACAUUUUCUUUAAUAUAUGUAAUAUGGAUAUACUAAACUAAGCACAUAAGGAACAAAUGCUUCACGUUUCAUUGUAUAAUUGGUGUUAGGUAAGUUAAUAUGUGCACAGUAAGUCACAUAUCUAUAAUUUGUUUAAUGUAUUGCUGAAUGCUUUCUGAUUUUCAUGAAGAAAUAAAAGCAGUAGGGUAAAAUUGAAAAUUUAGUAUGUCAAUUAAGUAGCGACAUAUUGGCCCGAAUUUACAAAGGAUGUUUGUCAACAAACCAAGGUUUAUGUACGUCAUAUGAUGCGUUUUGACACGUUGUUUACAAACCUGGUUUGUAAAUAACAAAAGGAGGUUUGUCGACAAACCUCCUUUGUGAAUUCGGGCCCUUAAGGCUUAUGCUUCUUGCAUUUGUAUGGAAUGUUAAACUAUUGCACAGAAAGUGGUGCAAAUACUGAAGUAAUAAAUUAUGGACAGAAGUCCAUUCUGUUUUUGUUAAA
Molecule: messenger RNA, 4677 nt
Organism: Strongylocentrotus purpuratus (purple sea urchin)
Lineage: Eukaryota; Metazoa; Echinodermata; Echinoidea; Camarodonta; Strongylocentrotidae
Product: protein YIF1B-A
Exons: 7
Coding region: 110-1087 (325 amino acids)
Biological process (GO): endoplasmic reticulum to Golgi vesicle-mediated transport
Cellular component (GO): COPII-coated ER to Golgi transport vesicle; endoplasmic reticulum-Golgi intermediate compartment; Golgi membrane
Source: RefSeq, a predicted model, not a curated record